Molecule: messenger RNA, 3581 nt
Organism: Corythoichthys intestinalis (scribbled pipefish)
Lineage: Eukaryota; Metazoa; Chordata; Actinopteri; Syngnathiformes; Syngnathidae
Product: potassium voltage-gated channel subfamily D member 3-like
Exons: 6
Coding region: 369-2381 (670 amino acids)
Biological process (GO): protein homooligomerization; potassium ion export across plasma membrane
Cellular component (GO): voltage-gated potassium channel complex; neuronal cell body; postsynaptic membrane
Molecular function (GO): protein binding; A-type (transient outward) potassium channel activity
Source: RefSeq, a predicted model, not a curated record
CUUUAGAAAGGCGCAGCGUGCGUCUCGCUUUGCACUCAUCGACGCUUUGAAGAGAAAAAAAAAAUCAAGAAGUCAGGAUGUAGACGGCACACCAAUCCUGCCCUCCCCACCGGACAGACUCUAGUAGUCUCUUUCUCUCUCUCUGUCUCUCUCUCUCCAUCCAUCCAGCAGCCUGUAUACGCUGUGCUUGUCGGCGCAGGAGGCUGUGGAUCCGCCAGCAGAGGAGAGGUGCUGUCCGCCGCUUCUUCCCGCUGGAUGGACCGCCGUCUCUGCUCAAGAUUACCACCCUGGAUUUAACUCCAGUUUAAAUGAUGUCAGCUGAUUUUGAGGAAGCCUGAAGGUGAAGAGAUCUUUUUCCAAGACUUGCCAUGGCUACGGGAGUCGCUGCCUGGCUUCCUUUCGCACGGGCAGCAGCCAUUGGCUGGAUGCCCGUCGCUAGCUGCCCCAUGCCUGUGGCGCCGAGAGACCACCGUCGCCGACAGGACGAGCUUAUUGUCCUGAACGUGAGCGGCCGUAGAUUCCAAACGUGGAGGACAACUCUGGAUCGGUACCCAGACACCCUACUCGGCAGCUCUGAGAAAGACUUUUUCUACAACGAGGAAACCAAGGAGUACUUCUUCGACCGAGACCCCGAUGCCUUUCGGAGCAUCCUCAACUUCUACCGGACUGGGAAGCUGCACUACCCACGGCACGAGUGCAUAUCAGCCUAUGACGAGGAACUGACUUUCUUCGGCAUCAUCCCGGAGAUCAUCGGCGACUGCUGCUAUGAAGAAUACAAAGAUCGGAAGCGGGAAAACCUAGAGCGACUUCAAGACGACCUGGAAGAGAAUAAGGACGUCAAGCUGCCUCACAUGAACUUCAGAGAGACCAUGUGGCGUGCUUUUGAGAACCCUCACACCUCCACCAUGGCACUGGUGUUCUACUACGUCACCGGCUUCUUUAUUGCUAUCUCUGUUAUCACCAAUGUGGUGGAGACGGUGCCGUGUGGUUCUACCGCCACCCAAAAGGACAUGCCAUGCGGCGAGCGCUACACGGUGGCGUUCUUCUGCAUGGACACAGCCUGCGUCAUGAUUUUCACGGUGGAGUACCUUCUGCGCUUGUUCGCCGCCCCGAGCCGCUACCGCUUCAUGCGUUCUGUGAUGAGCAUUAUCGAUGUGGUGGCCAUCCUGCCGUACUACAUCGGCCUGGUAAUGACAAACAAUGAGGACGUGAGCGGCGCUUUCGUCACACUGCGGGUUUUCCGAGUCUUUCGCAUCUUCAAGUUCUCACGCCACUCGCAGGGCCUGCGUAUCCUGGGCUAUACGCUCAAGAGUUGUGCUUCAGAGCUGGGUUUUCUGCUCUUUUCUCUUACCAUGGCAAUCAUUAUCUUUGCGACGGUCAUGUUCUAUGCUGAGAAAGGCUCCAGCUCCAGCAAGUUUACCAGCAUCCCAGCCUCUUUCUGGUACACCAUCGUCACCAUGACCACACUGGGGUAUGGAGAUAUGGUACCGAAGACCAUCGCUGGUAAGAUCUUCGGGUCAAUCUGCUCGCUCAGCGGCGUGCUGGUGAUCGCCCUGCCAGUGCCCGUCAUUGUUUCCAACUUUAGUCGCAUCUACCACCAGAACCAGAGAGCAGACAAACGCCGGGCCCAAAAGAAAGCUAGAAUGGCUCGUAUACAUUUAGCCAAGACUGGCAGCGCCAACGCCUUCCUGCUGAGCAAACGCAAUGGACUCCUCAACGAGCUGCUGGAGCUGACGGGCGCUAACGCAAGCGAGCAGAAGCUGCCAAAGUCAUCGUGUCUUUUAGAGAGCCAACACCACCAUCUGCUGCACUGUCUGGAAAAAACUACUGUAUGUGAAUCCCUCCAAAUUAUUUCCCCUCCUUCCCGCUUCUUUUUAAACCUUCUGACAUGUAUUCCCCUCCAGGCUCAUGAGUUCAUAGACGAGCAGCUUUACGAGCAGAACUAUUUAGAAGCUGUGAUGCAGAGCUUCCCCGCCCGCAGAGUGUCGGUGAGUAGUCGUGACGGCGCAACGCCCACCUGCUGUGGCGGCAGGGCCAAGAGGAACGCCGCCUUGCCCAACUCUGCCCGGCAGCCUGGACCCAACCAACAGAGUCCCUUACAAGAGCUCAGCGCCAUCCACAUUCAGUGUGCUGAUAGGCCGUCGCAUUCCACCAGUCGUUCAAAACUCAAUCUGAAAGCAGACGACAUUGGCAGGCUCAACUGCAAGGGCGGUCGGCUCACCACAGCUAUCGUCAGCCUCCCGUCACCUCCUGUCCUGACCGCACCAGACGGCGAUAACCUCCACGGCCCCCCCAUCCACAGGCCACCGCCACCCUCACCCGGCCCCAGCAUCCAGACCACCACCAGCUCGGCCAACGUCAUUAAAGUGUCUGCUCUGUGACCCACCGAGGCCUUUGUAAAUAUGAGAUGGACAAGGCUGACCACUCACAGUGGAGGCUUUAAGAGACACUGCGGUGCAAUGCAUAUCAGUCCAGCCGGUAGCGCUGUUUAGCUUCUACAAAGUCUACUUAAAUAGUUUAACGAAUGUUUUGUUGUCUGAAAAGUGUUGACUAUGCUUACUUGAAUGUUUUUAUUCUGUGUGUCUUGUCAAAAAAAAAAAAAAAAGUAAAUAAAAAUAAAAACCAUAUUCCUCCCUUGUUCUAAUCAACCAAUAAACUAAAUUUUAUGUCAUAAAACUGUGACCAGUCUGGGGUGGACGCCACUUCUCCGGGUAAAUGUACCUGUCGUUCUGUUUGAAUCAUCCAGGUCAAUGAGAUUGUUUCAUAAUUUCCAUUGCCUUUUUAUAAGCAACAAACUGCUGAAUGAAUAUGCUGUAUGAACAAAAAUAUUAGGGCAUCACUGCACUGAGAAGUUGUUUUUUUUUUAAGUGGUUUUAGUCUCAUUGUAUAUUGUUUGUGUUGAGUGUGUGUGCAUCACAGUGGCUGCUAUACACUGUCCCUGUAGGGGAGGGGACAUAAUGACUAUGUUAUUUGCAAUGGUCCAAAAUGUGCAUUUUUAUGGUGUUUUUGUCUCCACUUUGUUUUUCAAAUAGUUAUUGUCAAACAAAAAACGGAUUUUUUUCAUUCGGAUAAAAACACCCAAAUUGGGGUUAUACUGUAUAUGGCUAAAUAUUAAAACUGAUGGCAUUUUUUUUUUUUUUUUUUUUUUUUUUUGAGUUGGAACAAGCAUCAAAUGUAAUGAAAACUGGUGAACAUUAUUUUUGUUAUUAACUUAUGUACGUCAUUCCAUCAGAUCCCAUUAUUUGCAUAUUACUGAUGUCAAGAAAAAAGCAUUCCUGUGUUAUUGUAUAAACUGAAAAGUUGGGGGGGCCAUUGUGACAAAACUGAUGAAAAGUAAGACGGGAACGACUUAACUUGUCACUUGUAAUGCAGAAAACUGAAUGAACAUCUGCUCGUUUGUCAUUUUUUUAAAAAGUCUUGGCUUGGAUGUUUGUGUUGCUGUUGUUUAUCUGCUAGUAUGAAUGUGUGCGUGUGCGUGAGCACGUGCGGGUGUGUGUGCAUAAGUGUGACUGUCACUAUGUUUGUUCUGACACUAGUGUCAAAUGACCAUUAAACUCUGCUGCAACUGUCAAUAUUUGGUU